Volvox carteri f. nagariensis is the source of this 1259-nucleotide messenger RNA. It is a transcript of the gene prpL15, whose product is annotated as plastid/chloroplast ribosomal protein L15. The transcript has 5 exons. Bases 65 to 811 code for a protein of 248 amino acids. The record is from RefSeq and is a predicted model, not a curated record. NCBI's taxonomy places the organism in Eukaryota, Viridiplantae, Chlorophyta, Chlorophyceae, Chlamydomonadales, Volvocaceae. Gene Ontology annotation, molecular function: structural constituent of ribosome. Gene Ontology annotation, biological process: translation. Gene Ontology annotation, cellular component: cytosolic large ribosomal subunit; ribosome.
UUCAUAGGUGCAAUUGUGGGGCCCAUACCUCGUUAAUCCUGCCUAAUUGAGAGGGCUACACAAAAUGCAGGUGACCACGCGUGCCCUGCGCUCUUCGGUGCGCCCUUUUACUCCGGCCUCGGUGCGGGCUCCCCGGGCGCUUGUGGUCUCAGUGUCAGCGUCGGAGCGCCUCCGCCUCCACAACCUCAGCCCUGAGCCUGGCAGCCGUCGCGAUGAGAAGCGGAAAGGCCGUGGUCAUGCUGCGGGUCAGGGUGGCACCUGCGGUUUCGGUAACCGCGGCCAGAAGUCGCGGUCGGGGCCCAGCGUGCGGCCAGGCUUUGAGGGUGGCCAGACGCCUCUUUACCGCCGCCUGCCCAAGCUCCGCGGUAUUGCCGGCGGCAUGUCGGCCGGUGUGCCGGACUUCGUUGUGGUGAAUCUGGAUGACCUAGAGAAGCACUUCGCCGCUGGCGAGGCAGUAACCCUGGAGGCCGUGAAGGAGAAGGUGCUUAGCGUGAGCGGGAGCGACUCCCGGCUACCACUCAAGGUUUUGGGCAGUGGCUCUCUGUCCAAGGCGCUGACCGUCCACGCUGCUGCGUUUUCGGAGUCGGCCAAGACUGCCAUUGAAGCGGCUGGUGGCAAGGCUGAGGUGGUGGCCAGCAAGGCCAAGUGGACGCGGAAGGCGUUCAAGAAGCUUGUAUCUGAUAUGGCGGCCAACGGCCAGGACUACGAGAAGGAGAAGCUCAAGAAGCGGAUUGAUAACCUGAAGGCUAAGGGGAUGUACGUGGAACGUACUCCCAAGGUCAAGACCCCCGUUCCCGCGAAGAGGAAGUGAUGGCCUACGAUAGACCUCCUGCGUGAAUUUGGGAUUUGGGUUUCGUGAUGGAAAAGGUGUCUUGACGCCGUGCUGCUGUGGAUAGGUUCCGUUGUCGCAGGAAGAAGGCGGCUCUUGGUCCGAUUUGGCGGUUCGGUUUUCAGUCGUUGCGGCAUGAGCGAUGCUUCCUGACGUUCGUAAUGUGGGAUGGUUGGACGUGUGGGAGAAGGUUGUAUGUACCUGCAGAAACGGGGGGCGAUUUUGGGACCCUUUCGUCCGCAAGCCUCCGUACACUAUGCUGCUCGGCACUUUCGGUGUCUAGCACGUUGCUAGAGAUAAUCAGGUGUCGUUAAUCACUGGGAACAUUCCACGGUGUAUCGUGUAUGGUACGUACGUUUCCAGAGGUACAGCGAUGUGGUCUUCUAUUCUGCGCCUUCCUCGACAGAUGCAUUUGUAAAAAUGCGUGCCG